Molecule: messenger RNA, 1530 nt
Organism: Lachnellula hyalina
Lineage: Eukaryota; Fungi; Ascomycota; Leotiomycetes; Helotiales; Lachnaceae
Product: MFS transporter
Exons: 3
Coding region: 1-1530 (509 amino acids)
Biological process (GO): transmembrane transport
Cellular component (GO): plasma membrane
Molecular function (GO): transmembrane transporter activity
Source: RefSeq, a predicted model, not a curated record
AUGUUCGGGAACUCCAAACACGCCGGCUCACCCGCGGUCUCAGAUCAUGAAUCGGGCAUCAAAAGUGAAGCAAACAACUAUUACGACCCUAACCUCCCCUCCACAGGAGACCCUAUCGAAUAUGACGAACUGCAUGUUGUCUGCCCUCCCCACACCACCGAGCGCAAGCUCAUGAGGAAGAUCGACCUGCACGUCAUCCCCUUCCUCUGCAUUCUGUACCUCCUCGCCUUCCUCGACCGCGUCAACAUCGCCAAUGCCCGCUCAUUCGGCCUCCAGAAAGAUCUGCAUCUCACCAAGAAUUUGCAAUACAACACCGCGCUGACCAUCUUCUUCGUGCCCUAUAUCGUGUUUGAAAUCCCUUCAAAUAUUCUGUUGAAGAAAUUCAGUCCCCGCAUUUGGUUAACGGGGUGUAUGUUCAUGUUUGGCGUUGUCAGCAUUUGCCAGGGCGUUGUGACUUCGUAUGGCGGACUGCUGACCACGCGCUUCUUUCUGGGCCUCUUCGAGGCGGGUAUGUUCCCGGGUUGUUUCUAUCUCAUUGGCAUGUGGUACAAGCGUUCUGAAGCGCAGCGUCGGUAUUCGUUCUUCUUCAGCUCCACCACCCUAGCCGGCGCGUUCGGCGGCUUGCUCGCAUCGGCUAUCGGCAAGAUGGACGGGAUGCGCGGGUACCAUGGAUGGCGUUGGAUCUUCAUCCUGGAGGGUGUUCUUACAGCCGUUGUAGCUCUGGCCUUCUUCUUCUUCCUUCCCUCAUUUCCCGAGGACGCCAAGUGGCUCACGGAAGAAGAGAAGAACUACGUCAAGGCGCGCCUGCAGGUUGACCAGGGCCGCUCGGCUGCGGAGCGCAAGAUCACGCUGCGGGAUGUGGGCAGGGUGUUCAAGGACUACAAAGUCAUCUUAGGGGGCUUCAUGUAUUUCGGCAUGAUUGUGCCAGCGUACGGCUACGCGUUCUUCGCGCCCACCAUCCUGGCCACCUACGGCUACAGCGCCAUCAGUACGCAGCUGCACAGCGUUCCCCCGUGGGCCGCAGCCUUCGCCUUCGCCAUGGUCAUCGCGUUCGCGUCUGAUUUCGCAAAGCACCGGUUCCUGUUUACCAUCAUCCCCAUCUGUGUCUCGAUUGCCGGCUUCGCCAUCCUGUUGACAGUCCACCAUAACCGCGAGCUCGAGUACGCGGCGCUGUUCCUCGUAACCAUGGGCACGUACGCUGCGAUGCCCGUUAUCGUCUGCUGGUUCAACAUGAACCUCGGGGGCCACCACCGCCGCGCUGUAGGUACGGCGUGGCAAGUGGGCUUUGGCAAUAUAGGCGGCAUCAUUGCUACCUAUGCCUUUAUCCAGGAAGACGCGCCGUAUUAUAAAAAGGGAUAUUCAAUCUGUCUGGGCUUUCUGUGCUUUGGCGCCGCGAGCUGUCUGGUGUACGCGUGCGCUGUGAGUUGGGAGAAUCGCAAGAGGGACAGGAUGACUGUUGACGUGGGAUUGAGCGAGUACGAGAAGACAGAGUUGGGUGAUUUGAAUCCUGAAUAUAGAUACCUCCUCUAA